ACCGUGCUGGCCAACCACUGGGGCAAAGAUGCUGAGAGCCAAGGAUGCUGUCCUGCGCCUGCGGCCCUGCUGCUGCAUUUGCCCGGCACAGCUUCCAGCCUGGAGGCUCUCAUGGCGGUCGCUGCACAGGCAGCCGCUUCACCCUGAAUGGGCUGCCCUUGCUGAGAAGCAGCUGAAAGGCAAGAACCCGAAGGAUUUAAUCUGGCAUACCCCAGAGGGGAUCGACAUCAAGCCCUUGUACUCCAAAAGGGACACGAAGGAUCUCCCCGAGGAGCUGCCAGGGGUGAAACCUUUCACUCGAGGGCCUUACCCCACCAUGUACACGUACAGGCCGUGGACCAUCCGCCAGUACGCUGGCUUCAGUACGGUGGAGGAGAGCAACAAGUUCUACAAGGACAAUAUUAAAGCUGGCCAGCAGGGAUUGUCCGUUGCUUUUGACUUAGCUACCCACCGUGGUUAUGAUUCAGAUAAUCCACGAGUUCGAGGGGAUGUUGGAAUGGCUGGAGUCGCCAUUGAUACAGUGGAAGACACCAAAAUCCUUUUUGAUGGAAUUCCUUUAGAGAAAAUGUCCGUUUCUAUGACAAUGAAUGGAGCAGUCAUUCCUGUAUUGGCAACGUUCAUUGUGACUGGAGAGGAGCAGGGAGUACCUCAGGCCAAGCUGACAGGGACAAUCCAGAAUGACAUACUGAAGGAGUUCAUGGUCCGGAAUACGUACAUCUUCCCUCCAGAACCAUCCAUGCGGAUUAUUGCAGACAUCUUCCAGUACACCUCAAAGUAUAUGCCAAAAUUUAAUUCCAUUUCAAUCAGUGGAUACCACAUGCAAGAGGCAGGAGCAGAUGCCAUUCUGGAAUUAGCUUAUACUAUAGCAGAUGGCUUGGAGUACUGCAGAACUGGACUUAAAGCUGGCCUUACCAUUGAUGAAUUCGCACCAAGACUCUCCUUCUUCUGGGGAAUUGGCAUGAAUUUCUAUAUGGAAAUAGCUAAGCUACGAGCUGGGAGGCGGCUGUGGGCUCACUUAGUAGAGAAGAUGUUUAAGCCCAAGGAUCCCAAAUCUCUUCUGCUGAGAGCUCAUUGUCAGACUUCAGGCUGGUCACUCACGGAGCAGGAUCCCUUUAACAACGUUAUUCGUACUACCAUUGAAGCAAUGGCUGCGGUGUUUGGGGGUACACAGUCCUUGCAUACAAAUUCCUUUGAUGAAGCUUUGGGUUUGCCUACGGUGAAGAGUGCUCGCAUUGCUCGCAAUACGCAGAUCAUUAUACAGGAGGAGUCAGGGAUUCCUAAAGUGGCGGACCCCUGGGGGGGAUCUUACCUCAUGGAGUGCCUCACCGAUGAUGUCUAUGAAGCUGCUUUGAAGCUCAUUGAGGAGAUUGAAGAAAUGGGUGGAAUGGCCAAAGCUGUUGCUGAGGGAAUUCCCAAACUUCGUAUUGAAGAGUGUGCAGCCCGAAGACAAGCCAGGAUUGACUCUGGGUCUGAAGUAAUUGUUGGAGUAAACAAGCAUCAGCUAGAAAAAGAAGAGACAGUUGAAGUUCUGGCUAUAGAUAAUACUACAGUCCGUAGCAAGCAGAUCGAGAAGAUUAAUAAGGUGAAGGCUAGCAGAGAUCCAGAAGCAGCCCAGCGAUGUCUUGCUGCUCUAACACAGUGUGCAGCUACAGGUGAAGGCAAUUUACUGGCUCUCGCAGUGGAAGCAGCACGUUCAAGGUGCACCGUUGGAGAAAUAACAGAUGCGAUGAAGAAGGUGUUUGGAGAGCAUAAAGCCAGUGACCGAAUGGUGAGCGGAGCUUACCGCCAGGAGUUUGGAGAGAGUGAUGAAAUUCUUCAUGCCAUCAAUAGAGUUAACAAGUUCAUGGAUCGUGAAGGACGCAGGCCUCGUAUACUGGUUGCAAAGAUGGGUCAAGAUGGCCAUGACAGAGGAGCUAAAGUUAUUGCUACAGGAUUUGCAGACAUUGGCUUUGACGUGGACAUAGGUCCUCUCUUCCAGACACCUCGAGAAGUGGCCCAGCAGGCAGUCGAUGCAGACGUGCACUGUGUCGGUGUGAGCACACUUGCAGCAGGUCAUAAAACUCUUGUGCCUGAGCUCAUCAAAGAACUGGACGCCCUCGACCGGCCAGACAUUCUUGUCAUAUGCGGAGGUGUCAUCCCGCCACAGGAUUAUGACUUCCUGUAUGAAGCGGGUGUUACCAACGUGUUUGGUCCAGGGACUCGCAUUCCAAAAGCAGCUGUCCAAGUGCUGGAUGAUAUUGAGAAGUGCCUGGAGAAGAGGCAGCAGUCUGUGUAAUGCUGAAACCUAACACAACUCAGCCAGCCUUAUAUUAAUCACUUACAGAAUGUAAUCAUCAGCAAGGGAUGGCCAGACACAUACCUUUGUUUCCACUGCCCUCUGGCCUGGUGUUUUGUGCUUUCUAAGAAAGUUGUAAAUUCUCUGCUUGUUCUGUUUGAGGAUUAUUUAUGUAUUUACGCACAAGAUAAUUUUAUCUCUAGAACUACAAAUUCAAAGAAUUAAUGAAGUUCAGUGGGUGGGUUUUUUGUUUUGUUUUGUUUUGUUUUUCUUUUCUUCUUAUUUUUCCCAGGUAUAAAUAAAACAUAUGUUCUAGCUCUUUG
Molecule: messenger RNA, 2598 nt
Organism: Oxyura jamaicensis (ruddy duck)
Lineage: Eukaryota; Metazoa; Chordata; Aves; Anseriformes; Anatidae
Gene: MMUT
Product: methylmalonyl-CoA mutase
Exons: 12
Coding region: 29-2275 (748 amino acids)
Cellular component (GO): mitochondrion
Molecular function (GO): methylmalonyl-CoA mutase activity; metal ion binding; cobalamin binding
Source: RefSeq, a predicted model, not a curated record